Messenger RNA from Dichomitus squalens LYAD-421 SS1, 1212 nucleotides. Its product is annotated as PIG-U-domain-containing protein. The coding region runs from base 1 to 1212 and encodes 403 amino acids. Lineage: Eukaryota; Fungi; Basidiomycota; Agaricomycetes; Polyporales; Polyporaceae. The transcript has 9 exons. Gene Ontology annotation, biological process: protein localization to cell surface; attachment of GPI anchor to protein. The record is from RefSeq and is a predicted model, not a curated record. Gene Ontology annotation, cellular component: GPI-anchor transamidase complex; membrane.
AUGGACGACCCGUCUCUGCUUGCUCUCGUUGCCGUCCGAGUCGCGCUUGCCUUCGCCCCAGUACCUGAGACCUUCAAAUAUGAUCAGCAGCUCUCGUCACCACUGACAGCCUACUCACGGUUACGCGAGGGUAUCUACCUGUUCGAUCAUGGCGUCGACCCAUAUUCAGGAGGGUCAUUCAGACAUUCCCCUCUGUUGCUAUCGCUCUUCUCGACAGCGUUACCGUUGACGCGCUACACGUCGCCAGUCUUGUGGACUGCUGCAGACGUCCUUGCUGCCUGGGCACUCGCACGAAUAUGGAGGCUUAGGACAGGAGCAAAGUACACUAAGAGGGACAAGCAGGUCAUCGCACUCUAUCUAUUCAACCCGUAUAUUCUCCUCCCCAGUUUGGCGCUCUCGACCUCCUCCAUAGAAAACUCCUUGACCCUCCUCUCCCUGAUGUUUGCGUCUCGGGGCCGAGCAUCGGCAUCGCUCUUCGUCUUUGCCAUCCUCAUCCAUAUAUCUCUACCGUCUCUGCUGCUCCUCGUUCCUAUUCUUCUCUUGAGCAUUUCGAGGCCUGUCUCGAGUCUCACGGUGCCCCACCCAUUUGCCGGAGAUCCAAAGGGAGCGCUGCCAUUGCUGGGCGAGUUCCUUGGAUAUACUGCGCUGCUUUCCUUCGCGUCGACAUUAGUGUGCGGGAAUUGGUCUUGGAUAGAGAAGACAUGGGGAGCUUUCAUCACCCUUCCAGACCUCACGCCCAAUCCUGGUUUGUGGUGGUAUUUCUUCACGGAAAUGUUCGACCACUUCCGUCCGUUCUUCCUCUUGGUCUUUACGGUCCAUUUGCUCAUAUAUAUCGCCCCGAUAUGCAUCAAGUUCCAGCAUGAUAUGCUUUAUGCCGUGUUCCUUCUCGUUGGCAUCCUCGCGGUUUUCAAGCCAUACCCCACGCUCUCCGACCCCGGGCUCUUCAUCUCCAUGUUUAGCCUAUUCCCAGAGACUUACCCAUACCUUCGUCACCCGAUUGUGACGGGAUUAAUCCACCUGCAUGCGUCACUCCUGCUUCCCCUUUUCAACAGCCUCUGGCUGCGGCAAGGGACAGGGAAUGCUAACUUUUUCUAUGCGUCUACCCUUGUGUUCGGCAUGGGCAACGGUGCCGCCCUUCUGGAUGCAGUGUGGGCAGGCCUCCGAGUAGCGAUUGGCAAGCUGGAUGAUGGCUACGAGGUGGUACAGGAAUGA